UUUCAAGCUUUGAUUUUUCUUUAGAUAUAUUUCUUUCUUUGAGAUUUUGAUUCAAGGAAGACAAUUGAGAGAGAGAAAGAAAAAGCCAAAAAGAAAAUUGGAAGCUUUAAAUGCGAGUUAGUUGAUACAGCCUCUUUUCAUUUUCUCUUAGGUACUAAGAAUACAAAACCCAUCCUAUCUUCUGAUAUAUAAGGACAAUAUCUUUUGUAGAUCACAACACCCACCUUUGCUUUUUUUGUUACAUCGGAAAAAAAAAACUAGGAAUCUGAAUCAAUGGAGUUUUAUGCAUACCCAUCUCGUUUCUCUCUGUCUUCUUUCUCCUUGUUUGGGAAUUUCUAUGAAAGAGUCAAAGAUUUCUGUUCUUUCGCCGUUUCUGCCAUUCUUGGGAACGUUUUCUCGGCGAUCUUCACUUUUUUCUUUGCGUUAGUGGGCACUUUGUUGGGAGCCAUGACUGGAGCUUUAAUAGGACAAGAGACAGAGAGUGGGUUUGUUCGAGGGGCUGCAGUUGGGGCCAUUUCUGGAGCAGUUUUCUCCAUUGAAGUCUUUGAAUCUUCUCUUGUUCUUUGGCAGUCUGAUGAAUCUGGAAUUGGGUGUCUCUUGUACUUGAUUGAUGUGCUUGCAAGCCUUCUGAGUGGGAGACUUGUGCGUGAAAGAAUCGGUCCAGCCAUGCUCAGUGCUGUUCAGAGUCAGAUGGGAGCUGUGGAAGUAAGCUUUGAGGACAUGCCUAACAUCUUUGACACCAGCUGCUCAAAAGGAUUAACUGGAGAAUCCGUUGACAAGAUACCAAAGAUCACAAUUAGUACUGAUAACAAUGUAGACGAUUCUGGGGAAAAAGUCUCUUGCUCAGUUUGCCUUCAGGAUUUUCAGCUUGGAGAAACAGUUAGAAGUUUGCCUCAUUGCCAUCACAUGUUUCACCUGCCUUGCAUAGAUAAGUGGCUCCUCAAUCAUGCUUCAUGCCCAUUAUGCAGAAGGGAUCUGUAACUCUGCACGUUGUAAAUUACCUGGUGGUAAAAAAAUUUCUUUAAUUAUUUAUACGAUCAUCGCCUUUACGGUUCUUGUAUUUCAGUUACCCCUCUGCUUCUCACCUUCUCUGUAGUACUUCAACCAUGCCUCAAUUAGGAUGUCUGUAUGUGAUUUUGAUGAUCCAUAUGUAUAAAAAUUUUGAGUUAAUCUUUUCACCCUGUUAA
Mangifera indica (mango) is the source of this 1187-nucleotide messenger RNA. Its product is annotated as NEP1-interacting protein-like 1. Bases 274 to 981 code for a protein of 235 amino acids. The transcript has 5 exons. NCBI's taxonomy places the organism in Eukaryota, Viridiplantae, Streptophyta, Magnoliopsida, Sapindales, Anacardiaceae. The record is from RefSeq and is a predicted model, not a curated record.